Molecule: messenger RNA, 648 nt
Organism: Morchella importuna
Lineage: Eukaryota; Fungi; Ascomycota; Pezizomycetes; Pezizales; Morchellaceae
Exons: 2
Coding region: 1-648 (215 amino acids)
Molecular function (GO): ubiquitin binding
Source: RefSeq, a predicted model, not a curated record
AUGUCUUCUCAUACUUCGCCCUCCUCAGAUUCAACCGCUGGUCUCGGUCUUCCUCAAGUGGCCGCCUGCCUCCUCGUUGGCUACUUUGUCUUUCGCUGGUUUUUCAAGACGACAGAUCCAUCGUCUUCGGCAGCCCAGCGCCCCUCACCUGUGGACUCAAGACGACUCCAACAGCAGGUUGAUGUCAUACGUGGAAUGUUUCCUCAGAUCUCGGCAGGCGCUGUUCAAGCUGAGCUCAUCCGAAACGGUGGGAGUAUCGAGAUUACUACAGAGAAAAUUCUCACGAAUGGUUUUCUGCCUGAACCACCCGCUCCUGUCACUCCGGCUCCCGUACCCCCUCCAGCUCAAGUAGCAGCUGCCAGGCCUUCAGUCCCCACACAGCGGCGAGUAGCACCUCCGGCUACAUCUUCGGCGAGUGGGUCGAAUACAAUUCUCUCACAAUAUAGCGACUUAAUUACAAGGUAUAACCUUCAUAACCGUCUUCAAGAAGGAGACGCUUCCGCCGUCGCAGGCCCGGGAGGGAAGGGAAAGGCACCGGCGACCAAGUCGGACCGUCAGUUAGCGCAUCAUAGUAAGCGCGAUGAUAUGAUCCUUGCGGCACGCCGUCGGAUCCAAGAGAUGGAUAGGGUGGCUGCUGGGCAGUCUUAA